Dictyostelium purpureum is the source of this 3012-nucleotide messenger RNA. RefSeq lists its product as uncharacterized. The transcript has 2 exons. The record is from RefSeq and is a predicted model, not a curated record. NCBI's taxonomy places the organism in Eukaryota, Evosea, Eumycetozoa, Dictyosteliales, Dictyosteliaceae. Gene Ontology annotation, biological process: regulation of GTPase activity; signal transduction. Gene Ontology annotation, cellular component: cytoplasm. The coding region runs from base 1 to 3012 and encodes 1003 amino acids.
AUGAGAAGGGUUAAAAGUUUUUGGAGAAAAGAUACAAAAGCAAAUUUAAAAUUCAAUUCGAAGCCUAGCAAUGUUUCAACCUCAAGUAAUUUUAGCACCCUUAAUCCAAAUAAUCCAAAAGUUCCAAAUAUUAUAAAGCAAACUAUAGCAUAUAUAGAAGAGUAUGCAUUACACGAAAAGGGUUUAUUCAGAAUAUUUGACAAUCAAGCAAAUGUAAAUUCUUUAAAAAUAGCUUUUGAAAAAUACGAAAGUAUUGAUUUAUCAAAAAUAUCAAGUCCACAUGUUGUAACAUCAGUAUUAAAAUUAUAUCUUAGAGAAUUACCAGAGCCAUUAUGUACUUUUAAUUCAUACGAAGCUUUAAUUGCCUCAUACAUCAUUUCAGAUCCAGAGAUGAGAUUAUCAGUUAUUAAAUCAAUUAUUCAAAAAAUAGUGCCACAUCACUAUGUUGUAUUAGAUUAUUUAAUGGCAUUUUUAUAUCGUAUCUCAAAUAAUCAAAAUGGAGAGAAUGGCGAAAAUGAGAAUAGCAAUAACAAUAAUAAUAGUGACGAUCAGCAAGUGCCACACCAACAAAAACUAAUAGAUUUAAAACAUAAUUUAGACAGUUCAAAUUUAGCAAUGAUAUUCGCACCAACUUUAUUAAAGUCAAAAUCAGAAACACCUGAAAAUUUAAUUGCAGAUUCACCACGUUCAAGUAAAAUCAUUAAAAUUCUCAUCGAUAACUAUUCAAAAAUUUUCGAAAAAGAUCCAUUUACAGGUGAUUCGAUACACGUUAAUCCAUUGAAACCGUUCUUUGAAGAAGACUAUUUAUUAUCAUCAAAAUAUGAAACUAUAAAUUUAGAUAGGGAAAUUGCAGGGAUCUUUGAAGAAGAAGAUGAACUUUCAAAAUCGAUGGGUGGCUUUACAUGCGAUAGCUCUGGCAUAUUAUCAAAAACAAGCUGUGGUGAAAAUGGAACAAGUGAUCUUAAUAGUAGUAGUGUGGUAUCACCAAGUGCAAUUAGUGGUAAAUCUCGUCCUUCAUUAUUUCAAGUAUUUGGUCAAAACCAACCAUCAAUUGCUGCUGCUGGUAUAGUAUCAUACAAUGGUUCUAGAUUAUCUGUAAUUUCAAAUGAUAGCUCUGCCUCAUCCCCAGAUAUAUCCCAUGAUAUUGAUGACGAAGAAGAAGAAGAAUUAAAGAAACCCAAUUAUAAUGAACUAUUACAAAACAACGAAUCUAAUAAUAACAGUAAUAGUAAUAACAACAAUAAUAAUGUUAACAAUAACAACAAUGACUCCACAACUACAACCACAACUUCAACAUCCAUUACAAAUAAUAAAGAAAUUGAAUUCAAGAUUCAAGUUAUUAAGGAAUUAAUCGAUAAGACAAUAGUCGAAUUAGAAAACGAAUUUAUUCAAUUGGGCAAGGAGUUACAAGAUAAUCUAUCAUUCCAAGAAAUUGUAUUGGUUGCGUCAUCUCUUAAAAGUAUUAUGAAUAUUUUAGUCGAUGGUCCAGAUGUUGACACCCAAGUAGUUUCAUCGUUUGAAUUAGACAACACUAUGGUUAGCACUGACGAUCAACAAAUUAAGAGAUUAGAAGUAUUAAAGAAUGCAAUGUUACAAAAAAUCAAUAACUCGAUCCCAUCACUAUUAUUAGAACUUAAAGAAGAAGCCUCAAGCUUAAUAUCUCAAGAGGACAUUGAAAAGGAUAUUUGCUUAGUAGAUUUAAUCACCAUUAUGAGAACAUUAAAAGCUGUCAAUGACGUAUUAGAUUUCUUUUUCAGUAAAUGGUGCACUAUUGGUACAAUAAGCACCUCACCACAAAACCAAUCACCAGUAUUAAAUCAAAAACAUCCACAACAAUCACAACAACAACCACAGCAACAAUCACAACAAUUAUCAUCAUCACCAAAGCAACAACAUCAAUUAUCCUCCUCUCCAUCUUCACAACCAUCAACAUUAUCAUCAUCCCAACAACAAUUAUUAUUAAAACAGCAACAACAAAAAGAAAAAGAACAAAAAGAAAAAGAAUUACAACAAAAAGAAAAAGAUAAGGUUAUUAUUGAUAAUUUAGAUGAAAGAGAGUUUAUUAUUAUUAUCCAACCAAAAGAAGAGGAUAUUAUACAAAAUGUAUUAGAUAUUGAUAUGGUACUAUUUGAAGCAGAAGAAACAUUAAUGGGAAUUACUUCAAAGAGCGAGUUAAUUUAUAUUGCCAAAGUUGUACAAAAUAUUCAAAAGAUAGUAAGAUUACCAAUUGGUAUGCCAGGUAGCUUUGAUGAAAUUCCACCACCAAAAAUCAAUACCCUUAAAAUCACACCAAAACAUAAGCUUGCACCAUUAGUCAGUGUAGUAUAUGUAUUAAUUAAAGAAAUCAGAGAUCAAAUCAUCCAAUUUAGAGAAGAUUUCGAAAAGUUAAAAAAUAAAAAUAGUAGCCAAACCUAUAGCAGUAAAGAUCUUGUAUAUUAUCAACAAAGAUUAUUGGAUUUAUGGAGAUUACUCUCGAAAUUACCAGCAUUCAAUACAUACAAAACCAGCCAUCGUAACAGACAAGAAAUAUCACAGAAGAACUGUCAAUAUAUGCGUGAAACUAUCGAAUCCACACUCAAAAAACUUGAACCUAUUUUUAACCAAUUAAAGGAUGACAUUAAUUCAAAGAAUGAAAUCAGUUUAGAUAGCCUAAUGUUAAUCUCAAGAUCAGUCACUAAAAUUAGAAAACUCUUUGAAGAAUCCCAAUUGUAUCAACGUACUAGUAUCAAGUUUGCUCCAUUCACAUUAUCAAAAUCAAAUCAAUCCAUUUCAUUAUCGGCCGAAACUCUUUCAAUUAGUCAACAACCUUUAUCUCCCACCACAAUCAAUGAUAAAAUUUCAACUUUAAAGAAUUUAACAAGUUCAAUUAUCGAUCAAAUUCUUUUAAGAUUUAAUCAAAUCGAAGACCAUUUCAAUAAUAUAAAUCAAGAGAAUUAUUUAUUCGAAAUUAUAAAUAUUUUAAAACUUGUUAUAACAAACUUUAAAGAUAUUAAAAAUCUAAAUUUAAAAUAA